Messenger RNA from Rhodamnia argentea, 1733 nucleotides. RefSeq names its product nuclear envelope-associated protein 2. Bases 587 to 1615 code for a protein of 342 amino acids. The transcript has 6 exons. The record is from RefSeq and is a predicted model, not a curated record. NCBI's taxonomy places the organism in Eukaryota, Viridiplantae, Streptophyta, Magnoliopsida, Myrtales, Myrtaceae.
CAAGCGGGUGAUAUCCUCUGUGGCUUCAACUUUAUGCAGACUUCCUUGCCAUGAAGCGGAACUCUUUUUGUCUUUUGUGUGCUUGAUCUCAUUCUCACGGACACCUGGUUCGGAUCAUACAUAGGCAGCUCUGAAGAGAGCUCGGUGAGAGUCUGCACACGCAUCUGGUGCAUCGUCAAGCUCGAAUGUUUCAGUUUCUUGAUUAAGGAGGUGGCAAUAUGGGUUUCUGAUAAUUAGAAGCGUCGAUGAUUCUUGGAAGCGAAAAUGCUAAUAUAGGAUGAAUCAAGUGAAAACUCUCUUCUUGUUGUGAUUCUCGACUCGAGUUGGUACUUGGUGUUUGUCACUGUUUAACUCCGAUUUAUUGUUCGAGCUUUGCUGACGCGACUGGAUCUUAAUGCACGCCCAACUACCAUUCACGUUCACAUGCAACCUGUGGAGAGAGAGAGAGAGAAGCUUUGUAUUUCUCUUCCAUUUUUUUAUUCUUUUGCAUGGUCAAACUCAAACUAAUCACACGCCAAUCUAUACCUAGUGCAUAACCCAACACCGAGAGGGAGAAGAGAAGGAUUUGACUAAGGUUUCGGUUCCCAUGACCAUGUCUGAGGAAUCCCAAGUUUCGAGUGUCGGAUUUGACCCACUCAUGAGUGAUUUGGAUGAGAAGAAGCAGAGUUUUAGGCGAAACGUGCUCUGUUUAGCAUCGGAGCUGAGAGAGGUUCGAAGUCGGCUCGCAUCGCAAGAGCAAUCAUUUGAAAGGGAAGCCCUCUCAAGACAGGAAGCAGAGAGCAAGGUGAGGAGGAUGGAGGAGGAAUUGAUUGGAUUACAAAGGAGAUUGGAGGAGAAGGGUGGGGAGCUUCAAGCUUCAAUUUCUGCUUCUGAGAAGUGUCUCCAGCAAAUGGAUGCUCUUAAAUCACAGAUCAUGAUCACUCAAGCCACGGCAGAUACUAAUGUUGCAUCAGCUCAAUCAGUGCAGUUUCAGUGCCUUGCUCUCUUGAAAGAAUUUGAUGAGAAGAAUUGUUCUUUAAAGGAGAAUGAGGAUCGUGUUAAUAGGUUAAGCGAGCGAUUAAAUGACCUGCAGAAGGAUCUUCAAGCGAGGGAGUACUCACAAAAGCAACUGAGAGACGAUGUUACGAAGAUUGAGCGUGAUAUCACAGAAGCGCUUGCUAAAUCAGGCUUAAGCAAGGACUCUGAACUGAGAAAACUACUAGACGUGGUAUCUCCAAAGAACAUCGAGAAUAUUAACAAACUUUUGGUGGUUAAGGAUGAAGAAAUAGGAAAUCUGAGGGACGAGAUCAGCAUCAUGUCCGCUCAUUGGGAGCUCAAGGCGAAGGAGUUGGAAUCACAGUUGGAGAAGCAGCGGAGAGUGGAUCAGGAGCUGAAGAAACGGGUGCUGAAGCUGGAAUUCUGUCUCCAGGAAUCCCGUUCCCAGACACGGAAGCUUCAACGGAUGGGAGGCCGAAGAGACAAAGCUAUCAAAGAACUCAAGGAGCAAUUAAUGGCGAAGCUGCACCAAAAGAGCGGUCCGAGCGGUAACCGCAAACAGAACUUCUGGGAGUCCCCUAGCUUCAAGAUAGUGGUUUCCAUGUCCAUGUUGAUUCUGGUAGUUUUCUCAAAGCGGUAGAAAUUUGUCACAACAAGAGUUCUCCUGUAAAAAGGCAAAAACAUAACAAGGAAAAGGAAAUAGCAGGUGCUAUUUUGCUCAUUUGCUUGCAGCAUUGGCCAAUGCAUUUUUGUAGUUC